Molecule: messenger RNA, 5196 nt
Organism: Seriola aureovittata
Lineage: Eukaryota; Metazoa; Chordata; Actinopteri; Carangiformes; Carangidae
Gene: shisa9b
Product: shisa family member 9b
Exons: 4
Coding region: 604-1740 (378 amino acids)
Biological process (GO): regulation of AMPA receptor activity; regulation of short-term neuronal synaptic plasticity
Cellular component (GO): dendritic spine membrane; AMPA glutamate receptor complex; postsynaptic membrane
Source: RefSeq, a predicted model, not a curated record
UGUUAGCGCCGGUUCUGUCAGGUGACUAUAGGUUACAAUCCUGCCUUUUGAAUUCUGGGGAGGUGAUUUGGAUCUUUACAGCCGAUUUUAAGACUCAACACAAUAAUAAAUGGCUGUGAGGGUUGUAAUUAGAGCUAUUGCACCAAGCUCUCUCUCGCUUUCUCUCUCAUUGGCUCUCUCUCUCUCUCUCCCCUGAUUCACUCACUCAUCGGGGUCCCUUACUUUGUGUUGUCUUUCUCCUACUCUCUCUCUGUCUCUGUCUGUGACUGGCUCUGUGGAGGGAAGCAGCCUCAGAGGUGUCUGUGACACCCUUCAGCACAGCUAAGGGCACCGCUUCAGAGAUGCUACCACUCUCCAACUAUUUACAGUAGUUUGCCCUUUGGAAAGUGUCUGAACUGCCACUGCACAAUAAUUGUAAUAUUUUUUUUUUUUUUUUUUUGUCCAAGGAAAGAAAAGUACGGGGCUGAUCUGUGCUUUUACGCAUGGAAGUUGGAAUCAGCCUCAUUACCUUUACGCAUGGCUGUGUCUCGUCUCUUCGGAAGAUGCUGCCGGGCUUAUGAGAGCGUGUCAGGGCGUCAAGAGCGGGGUAAAAAGUGAGCAACGAUGCGGGGCACUGAGCUGCUGCUCGGUUACUUUCUGGUGAAAGUUAUGGUGUGCGACGCGGAGGGCGAGCCGGGUCAGACCGUCGACGACUUCAUAAUAGUAACCGGGUUCAACGACUCAAAGGAAGGGGAGAGCAGAGUCACGGAGAACCCGCACAUGGAGGACAAGUGCCGAGGCUACUACGACGUGAUGGGCCAGUGGGACCCGCCGUUCGUGUGCAGGACGGGCAGCUACCUGUACUGCUGCGGCACCUGUGGCUUCCGGUUCUGCUGCGCGUUUAAAAGCUCCAGGCUGGACCAGACCACCUGUAAGAACUACGACACCCCGCCGUGGAUGAUGACAGGCAAACCCCCGCCGAAAGUGGACGUGGCGCUGGACACCGCGAAGGAUAAAACGAACCUCAUUGUGUAUGUCAUAUGCGGGGUCGUGGCCAUAAUGGCACUGAUAGGAAUUUUCACCAAGCUCGGUUUGGAAAAGACGCACCGGCCGCACAGAGAGAACAUGUCGAGGGCUCUCGCACACGUGAUCCGCCACCCAGCGACAGAGCAUACGGACGACAUUGGACUUGGCCAGCACUAUGAGAACAUACAAACCAGAGUCACAGUUAACAGUCUCCAUAGCAACCAGAUGAACAACGUGGUUCAAACUUCAACUUUAAUAACUCAGCCUUACCCGGCCGUGGGACAGAUCACCAGCCCUUACGAACAACAGAAGCCUGUCAAGGAUCUCAACAAGUACGCCACGCUCAAGGCCGUGGAGAAAGCCAACGACAGCUUCUACAGCAACCGUCGGCAAGUGAUCGAGAUGACAACCAAGGGCAGCCUUCCCAUGGAAGCUGUGGAUAUGGAGCCAGAGCCGAGUAAUCCCUACAGCCCACCAAGACAGCUGUCUACAAAGCAGAAUGGACACAAGUACAAAAGCCCCAAGAGUCACAGCUCCCAGACGCUCUGCUACGGCUCCAGCUCUGCUGCCAGCCCGGGGGUGCUAAGGUCCUGGGAGAGCAAGGAGACGUCGGGACCCCGACAGAGCUACGGCCCAAAGAAACUCUGCAUCGUAGAGAAGGAGCUGCACACCACUCGCUACAUGCUCCCACAACCGUACUUUGUCACCAACAGCAAGACAGAAGUGACAGUAUGAGGGAUUGUCUAAACACCGGGCUUAAAAGGAGUCUGCAUUUAAGAUGCUGACCGAGGGUUUUCUCUCCAAGAAAGCAGCACAGACUCCUGUAAGUGCAGUUGUGCAUGUAAUGGGCAGCAUUUAAGAUGCCACCUGAAGGUGAAGUGUGCUGGAACAUGAAACGGUAUCAAUCACCGUGGCCUCAGGAAGGCACGGUGGUGAAUAUAUUGUCAUCAAUAUUCAUAUAAUCCAAGUGCUAAAACAAAACACAAAGCUAAAUAAAUCAUAUAUAUCAAUGAUGGGACAUGUGACACAUACAGGACAGCUGUCAAUAUUCACUAUAUCAUAUCAAAGGACCUGCAAAUUAGAGCAUCUAAUGUAACUUUUAUUAAAUCAACGGUGUCUAAAUGAGAAAAUCUUUCUUAUUUACUGUAUUUAAUCAAGGUUGAGUCGUCUAAGGUUAAUUGGGUUUUGGUGACAUGCUUUAUUGGACAGUUUAUAGAUGCUGUUUGAAAAAGGUUGGCACUGCUUACAUGACAAGGAGGAGAAAUGAUUGCACUACUCCAAUAAGUGUAGUGUUUUUGGCUUGCCUGUCUGAGGCUGAUAAAUUUGAGCAAAUUACCUGAAUAAAUUGAACCAGUCGAAAUUCUCAUUAUUUUAUUUAUUUGAAAUGAAAAGUAUGUUACACUAGUGACUGUUAAUGAGUAAGAAGUUAUAGUCACAGUUAUAUGAGGAUAACUAACAAUUUUGGGAGAUCAAAGGGAAUUUUUGGAUUUUCUUUUUUUAACUUCAUUGUCCUCUAGAAUUGAAUCACACCGAAAGCUGUACCCUGCUCUCAAUAUGAGCCCUCCAAAAGAUUGAUUAUAUUUGUGUUGUCUUUAAAAGCCAGUAAAUCAUGCCCAAUUUAGACGGCCAUGACUAUCACUAACUUAAGUAAGAGCUGUUUUGAUUUAAGAAAAAGACUUUGAGAUAUAAAAUUGUCCAAAAGUAAGUUAUUCAGGUUCAUUUCCAAAAUGCUGCACAUUCAUUCUGGGGACAAAUCAUAAGCUAAGUUUAUAUCAGUCAGUAUUUCUAAAAUGUAGACGGUUGAGUCUGUGAAAGCGUUACCUGUUGACUUAAAUCACUUAAGAUCCAUUUAAAUUUUGUGAAUGUAGUGUCACUUUAGAUGUCUCAUUUUACAGGAAAACUGCAUUCAAACCAAGUCACUGCCAACAGACAUCCUACUGAUACAUAUUUCUAUGAUAACUAGCAGAAGUAGCUGCAGAUUGUUGAACCAGUGUUGUAUUGGUGUAAUAGUGCCUCUCAUCAGUACCAGCAUGUGUGUGAUUAUCCUAGAAUAUACUGUAGAUGAAGCCCCAGGAUUAGAACGCCGAUUGGUCUUAUUCUUAGGCAUCGAUCAUUGCCCCAACGAACGUCAUUUUCGGUGUGAAGAUGGUGGCUCAGAGUUUGCAUCAGUGUGUGUAAUUUGAGUGAUUUUAAUCCCAAAUCUCACAUUUAAUGAAUGUUUCUGGACUGAGUAGCCUAAAUGCUAGCGGCAAUAGUUAUUAAAUCCAUUGUUGGACGCAAAGUAAAGUUGUUUUUUUUUGUCUGUUACUACACAGUCCUCUAAAUAAAUCCAGACAAUUUGUUGGAUGAUGAACCUACUACAGUAUUUACCUGCUAUGUUGGUUAACUAUUAAAAAGCUUUGGUUGAACCACAGUGAAUUUAAUUUAAAAAAAAUUGGUACUUUUAUCCCAGCUGAUAACUGAGACCUCACUAAAACAACACACCAGGAGACUGGAAUUCAUGCCACACUUGGCAAAAACGUUUUAGUAACCAGGGUUUUCAGGAGCAGCUGGUCAUGUGUCACACUGAUUUCCCAGCCAAACAAUAUAAAAGGAUACUCGCGCCUGCCUGCAAGUCUUACUCAUGCGGUUGAUUAUGUCAAGCAGCGGAGGACAAGGCUACACUCAUAGCUGAGUGGGAAGUGGCAAUUGCUAGUAUAAAGGUGUAUUCAAGUCUUCUCAAGUCCAAUUCCUACAAAAGAAAAAACAUAACAAGGGCAGAAAUCUUGCAGACUGUUGUCUUUGGGUAGCUGUUACAACUGUAUGCACUAUACUAUAUACAAAAUAUGUAUAUCUGGUGCACCAAACUGUCCUUUCACAAUAAUCAUAAACUGUUUCAGUGUUUAUUUCACAAUUAUAUGAAAUCUGUUAUUCAAAAUAUCCGAACACAACUGAGACUUUUUUUUAUUUAUGCAAACAAUAUUGUAUAGUCACUUAUCACUUGUUUUGUGAAUGCAAAUCGUUUUACUGAAAUCACUAUAAAUAAGCUACAAUACACCAUAUUUACACAUGGAAGAUCUAGUGAAAUAAUAAUGUGUAUAAUAUGUGUUUGCAUUACAACAUCCAGUAAUGAGAAGGCAGCAGCAAUGUUAUAUUUUGGUUUAAAGGAAAGCCCCUAUGAUCACAGGUCUGAUACAGUUCACUAUGAAGGCUACCUAUUCUUUGUAUCACUGUUGGCUCACUAUCUGAUUACCUAAUUGCUCUAAUGAAUGUUAUUAUGUGUCUUUGUGUACAUUACAAAUUUACUUUGGUUUAAGAUCCCCUGUUGAAUAUAUUUACAAGCUCUGUGACUGACAUUUCACAUCCUCCAUUUAUGCUGGAAAAUUACUGAGCUGCGCAUUUAUAUGUUUUCCACAUGUUGUUUGUGCCGUAAAAAUAUAAUCCCCAUGUUGCAAGUGUCCUGCAAAAACCUUGAAUCUCUACAAUGUCACAUUUGUCAUACUGAACUAUAUGAAAUUACAAUUAAACCAGUGAGUCAGUUUCAUUGUGGUAUUUUUGAAAUAGUUUCAGUGCAGUCUGGAAAAGUCCAAGGUUCAUGAAACAUUUUCUCAAUGUGGAAAACCUUGAUGGCUGCCUCUCACGGUGAUACAAGGUUUCUGUAAGAUAGUGCAUGCCAACGAUUUCAACCUAUUUUCCUGUGUUAGAAACCAUCCAAGUGUAGUCCACCUUGAACAAAACAAAUGAUUAUUGGCAAUGAGCAGCUGUAGCACAGUGUUUGUGGACCUCAUUAAACCAUCCAACUAACAGGUAAAAAAAAAAUGUCAGUAAAGCUACUACAGCUUUAUGUGUUUAGUCAUUGGUUUAUAUGGUUUAUUUAUUCAUUUAUUUGUUAAAUGAAACAAGAAACGUGGCUGAUGAUAAGAACAUGCACGUAAUUACAAAAACAAAGAAAGGCGUUUCUACAGAGGUAAGUUGUCUGUAACAUUUUUGGGGCUUAAUAGAGCUUCUUUGUUCUUCCUUUCUAAACUAUGAUUGUAGCUGGUUCUACUGGCUGCCCCCUCAACACCACACCAGAUGGUAUCAUAACAACACGGUAGAGUGCAGCCAGAGGACCUCUUCCAUACAAUAUACUACAGUUUAUGGGACCUUUUGUUUUAGUGUGAUUCAGCUAUAAAAAAGUGAAGUGUCAUUAAACUGUCUACAUUAAAAUUA